Molecule: messenger RNA, 720 nt
Organism: Parascedosporium putredinis
Lineage: Eukaryota; Fungi; Ascomycota; Sordariomycetes; Microascales; Microascaceae
Source: the annotation of a GenBank genome assembly
AUGGAUUUCCCUCCUUCGACAUGGAUGGGCGUCUCCCCAACCUCAUAUGCUUUCCUGGGCUCUUACGACGACGUAUACGGCGGAGAGGGCCUGCUUCGCGAACUUGCUCCAUUAAUGUACUCCCAUCCACUCUUCACACCGGACGAAGUGUUUAGUAUCUUACGAAAUGGCAUGGAAUCCGCGCGGGCUGAGCCAGACCUAGUUAAUCUCUACGUCACACUAUGCAACCCAAAGGACCACGGAACGGCCAAACAUAUCCGUGCAAUAACUCACGGCGCAGCAUGCUAUCGCGGGGCCGAAUACCUCAAACUUUUACUCCGCCAUGGCGCGCACGACUUCUUCGGCAUGGACCCGAAGCAACAUACUCCAAAAUUUAAGGGAGCCAUGCUGGACGAACCUUGGGACGAUUACUUUGGCUACACGGAAAUGAGCACAGCACUGCACUUUGCCGUGAGCAAAGGGAACGUCGAGGCUGUGGAAUUUCUCCUUGCCCAGCCUGGCGGCGAGGUGCAAUGGAGGGAUGGAUAUGGGCGCACGGCCUACGAUUAUGGAAAGCACCGGAAAAUGCUGAUUGUUGAGGGCAGAACCCAGCGUCCUAUACCGGGGCUGGACCAAGUUUUGAAGUGCUUGAGCAGCACGGUUGGAAGGCGUCGACGCCAGAGGAAAUCAAGGCGGCAGAGUGUGAGAAACCAGACCCAGAAGAUUGAGGCGAGCGACUAA